Molecule: messenger RNA, 1023 nt
Organism: Anopheles darlingi
Lineage: Eukaryota; Metazoa; Arthropoda; Insecta; Diptera; Culicidae
Exons: 4
Coding region: 94-954 (286 amino acids)
Biological process (GO): regulation of transcription by RNA polymerase II
Cellular component (GO): nucleus; transcription regulator complex
Source: RefSeq, a predicted model, not a curated record
GUUAUCGAUUGUUAGCAGAAGAGAUUAGUUUCACUGAUCUGUGGAAAGAUUUCGUGCCGUCAAAAGUUUCGCGUAAGUGCAACGGAGUCGAUAAUGAGAAUUCACAGGGCGCAAUCUAUUCACGGUCGUCCAAUGGGACAAGAGAUGAGCCUGAAACUUAUCUAUGCCGUCCAGGAAAAUCCGUGCUUGUGGAUGGAGCGGGACAAGGCUUACAAAAAUAUUCUUAAAAAAAACGACGCCUGGAAAUGCAUUUCGGAUGAAUUCGGAGAGCCCGUGGAGGUUCUGAAAAAGAAAUGGCGCAAUUUGACGAUACAGUACUAUUCAAAUCGGAAAUCGGAGAAAAAAUUGGAUGUGAAGCCGGUGUGGUUCGGGUACGAGCCUAUGAGCUUCCUUAAUCAAGUGAAAAUGAAAGGCGAAGGCACGGGAAACCGGAUCCCAAAACUAGAGGGGGCGUUCAAUGAAACAAGUGAAAUGCAACCAACAGAAGAAUCUUCUACGGAACGUACAACUCCAUCUCCAUCACCACCUGCACGUCCGCCACCACCUGCACGUCCACCGCCAUCUGCACGUUCGCCUCCACCUUCAACCUCUUCAAAACGACAGCCUGGGUCUUCUUGCAAGCGUAAGAUUACCUAUCAAGAGGCGCAUGUAGCCGAUAGCUUGACAUCAUUGGAAAGAUCACUUGAUCAAGUGGUGGCUGUUGUUUCGAAGAGAAACAAAUAUGAGGGCAUCGGACAAUUCGUGGCCGAUACGUUGGCAGAAAAUGACGGGAGCCGAAUUGGCAAUGCUGAGUUAUGCUCGAAAAUUUUUAGUAUUUGUGCCCUCGCUACUAAGAAAUCUCCUCGUCGCGAUAUCAUCCGUGAGGUUACCGAUAAGUUAGAGCAAUGUGACGACGAGAAAUUUGAAUCGAUAAAGAGUAUAAUUGAACAUAUGCUGGAAGGCAACCAACCGUAAUGAAUAACUGUCUUUUGAUCGAUCCAAAGGAAUAGGUUCGCUUUAAGAUGACAAGAAAAUACUUUUAGA